AUUUUAUUUUUUUUUUAAUUUGGAAUAGGAGGGAAUAUUUAAUUUUCCAGUAUAAAUGAUUUAUUUUAUGGAAAAUGUGGCUCAUCUACUUCGAUGAUAGUUACACUGUGAGUGUACUAAGUCAAUCUUACCUGAAAUUUAGGAAAAAUAAUAUCUGAGAUUAACUUGAAAGGAUUUUGAAGAACACUGACUAAAAUUCACCCCGGAAGUGUUGCCAAAACUAUUGUAUUUCGUCUGUCCUCAACCUCCAAAUACACGUAUUCUUAUGGAGAAAUAAAAAUUUUUGGCCAUUUUUCAGACAUCCAAAAAAUUCAAUUUCUAUUUUCUCGCACAAUUUUAAAGGUAGAGAGCUGUAACUUGGGGUUUUUUAUUAGAAUGUUGAAAAGCAUAAAUAGACCAAAUGAGGUGGAGAUCGUGCGUAGGGUGUAGGUCCAUCUCUCCACUGUUCCAUCUCUCCUCGAAUUACUAUAACUGUUUUGUGGUCAAGUUUUAAUCUGUUUUAAGCACGAAAAGUAAUACCGUAAAAUAUUUAUUUUUAUUUUGUAAAUCGUUCUGCAGUCAAUGAUAGUUGUUUUCUAUAGUAAGACUUAUUUUAAUGCCUUCAUUAUUACAAAGUAAAUUUUGUAAUGUUUUCUACAAUCCAAUAAUUUUGCCUUUGGAUAAUAUUAUUUUGUUCUGCAAUUUGUGCAUGUGUCUUGUCAAGAAAUCGUGAAAUAUUAAAUGAAUUUCUAAGGUCCCAUGAGCACCAAUAAGCAAAAUCCGUCAGAAAAGACACUUAGCUAGGUUUGAAUGAUUGAGUCUCAGAGUCUGAGUAUGUAGUUGAAAAAAAGUGAAAUACAUCGAGCAGUAGUGUUCAAAAAGCCAAGACGAAGAAGGAAAAGGUUUUUUGGCGGGGCGCAAAAGAGUCACAUUAGGCUUUAUUUAAGCUUUGUAAAUUUUUCUUAUACAUUUCAUUUGCAGCAUUCGACGUGGUGUGUUGACCCGGUACCAAUAAUCAAUCAAAAAAGCGCGAGAGUGAAAGAUAGAUUGUUCCAGUAGUAUUUUGUGAUUGUAGGAAUAUUGAUCUUUCAUAUUUUCUGUCUUAAAAUCAAAUUAAGUGUUAAAAUUGUAAUAAUGUGAAGUAGAAAAGUUUAAUAGUGCUGGAAUAUCGAUCGUCAAGGAAAACUACCUUCCAAUCCAUUGAAGUGUUAUUUAACCAUUGGUUUAUGAGAAAAUUUUCUCUUUAUAAUAUUUUUGUGACCCUAAAUAUUUCAGAUCAACAUAAAAACUUGAUAUAUAUAUAUAUACAUUUCCAGCAGACAAUAGCAAAAAGUGUAACCAUUUAAUGUGAAGAAAGUGAAGUGUAAUGCGAAGUCAUUGAGGAAAAGAAUAAUUUCCACAAAUUAUUUAGAAAGUUAUCAUCUGGUAUCUGGAUUAUAAACCAGAUUACAAAAUAUAUUUGGAAAACCUUAAGAUAUCUAAAAAUUAAGAUGUCGAAACGUAUUAUGGAUUCACUGAUGAAGAGAACUACAUACUCUUCAGCAGCCAAUAUCUUAGCCAAUGACGUAAUGACCAUUGAUACACGAUUAGAUGGGCAAACGGAUUUUUCUAUGGCAAAGCCCUACAGUGAUGUUCCAGGGCCCAAAGAGUUUCCUUUCAUUGGCAAUUCAUGGAGGUUCCUACCAAUUAUUGGUCAGCAUCGUAUUCAAGACUUGGAUAAAUUAAUGUUAACACUUCAUGAGCAAUAUGGAAAAAUUGCUAAAGUAGGUGGUCUCAUCGGUCAUCCAGAUUUACUUUUUAUAUCAGACGGUGAUGAAAUUCGCAAUGUUUUCCGACGUGAGGAAGUUCUCCCACACAGACCAUCGAUGCCAUCCCUUCAUCAUUAUAAAGCGCACUUACGUCACGAUUUCUUCGGAGAAACAGCAGGAUUAAUUGGAGUGCAUGGUGAACGGUGGGAUAAAUUCCGGGCACAAGUUCAACAUGUGAUGCUUCAGCCAUCCACAGCUCGAAAGUAUAUAGCGCCACUUAAUGAAAUUGCUGGUGAUUUUAUGGAGAGAAUACAUGAAAUGAGAGAUGCAAACAAUGAGCUACCGGGGGAUUUUCUUCAUGAGCUUUACAAGUGGGCUCUAGAAUCAAUAGGACAAGUUUCCUUGGACACACGCUUAGGAUGUGUAACUGGAGAUGUUAAUACUGAGACUAAAAGAAUUAUUGAGGCAAUUAACACUUUUUUCUGGACAGUGGCUGAAGUUGAGCUUCGAAUGCCAAUUUGGCGUUUUUACAGAACAAAAGCCUACAAACGAUAUAUAGAGGCUUUGGAUACAUUUACAGAGCUUUGCAUGGACAAUAUCAAUCGAGCAAUGGAGAAGAUAGCACAAGAUCCGACAAUUAAAUGUGAAGAGAAUAUAUCACUGCUUGAGAGAAUUGUAGAGAAGACGGGAAAUCCCAAAAUUGCAGCCAUACUUGCAAUGGAUCUUUUUCUUGUUGGUGUCGAUACGACAUCAGUGGCCGUUACAUCAACAAUUUAUCAACUAAGCCAGAAUCCCGAGAAACAGGAUAUCCUCGUGAGAGAGUUAGAAAAGGUACUACCAAAGAAGACCUCACCAGUUGAUAUACAAACACUUGAGAAUAUGCCCUACUUGAGGGCCUGCAUUAAAGAGACACUAAGAAUGUAUCCAGUGACGAUUGCAAAUGGACGAAGUUUGCAAUCGGACGCUAUUAUAAGUGGCUAUCAUAUUCCAAAAGGGACUCACAUUAUAUUUUCGCACUUGGCAGCAUCCAAUUCAGAUGAGUACUUCCCGGAACCAUACCGUUUUAUUCCAGAACGUUGGAUAAAACGUGGUGAAAUGGAUGUAUCUGACUGUCCCUAUGCUGGUCAAUUAAUCCACCCGUUUGUGAGUUUACCCUUUGGUUAUGGUCGACGAAUGUGCAUUGGACGGCGUUUUGCUGAAGCUGAAUUGCAAAUAUUACUUUCAAAGCUAUUUAGAAAGUAUCAAGUGGAAUAUAAUUAUGGCAAAUUAACAUAUAAAGUCAUGCCAACGUAUUAUCCUGAGCAAGAAUUGAAAUUCAAAUUGACAGAACGUCUCAAUUAGAAUUAUUUCAAUCUACAUCGACAACUCUUUCUGAUAUGUACAUAUUAUUUUACAAUUUUAGAGCGAUAUCGAUUGAUUUUAAAAUUUUCUUUAAGGUAAAUCAAUACUUUUAAUAUUUUAGUUUGACCAACUUUUGUAGUGGAUUAGAAUAUAAAAGAAAAUUGUGACUAAAAAUAAAUCACGUUAAAUAUGACAA
Messenger RNA from Phlebotomus papatasi, 3264 nucleotides. It is a transcript of the gene Cyp49a1, whose product is annotated as probable cytochrome P450 49a1. NCBI's taxonomy places the organism in Eukaryota, Metazoa, Arthropoda, Insecta, Diptera, Psychodidae. The record is from RefSeq and is a predicted model, not a curated record. The coding region runs from base 1470 to 3068 and encodes 532 amino acids. Gene Ontology annotation, molecular function: monooxygenase activity; iron ion binding; oxidoreductase activity, acting on paired donors, with incorporation or reduction of molecular oxygen. The transcript has 11 exons.